This is a messenger RNA of Schistosoma spindalis, 7603 nucleotides long. The record is from the annotation of a GenBank genome assembly. Lineage: Eukaryota; Metazoa; Platyhelminthes; Trematoda; Strigeidida; Schistosomatidae.
AUGGGCCGCAAGAGGCAUACUGUUGGCAGUGUGUUCCGAAACAGGUCAGAUAAAUCGUCUCGAUCCUCAGGCACUUCUUCUUCUUCUUCGUCUUCAUCAAAAUCCAGUAUAAAGCCCAUACCAUGGAUUGAACAAAAUAUUGUAUGCUUGGAAUGUGCUAAAUUUGUUUUUGCUCGUCACUCAAAAUCCAAUCCAUGUUGCAGUUGCGGUCUUACAUUCAGUGAACAUCCAUCCAAUGUACAAAUAGAGGCUUUAACACAGCAGAAUUUAAAUUUACAACCUGAUAUUUUUAUCAAUGGUGAUUAUCACUUAAAACCAACUAAUAAUGAACGCUGGCAUGUUAAAACCCACACUCAAGAAAUGCCAACAAAUGCUUAUGGCACGGUGGAAUUUCAAGGCGGUCCACAUCCAACGAAAGCUCGGUAUGUGAGAUUACAUUAUGAAACCUGUCCUGAGCUAGUACUGCAUUUAUUACUUCAUGAAUGGAAAAUACGUGUGCCGAAUUUAGUCAUUUCAAUUGUCGGUGGAUUAGCCAAUGCUCCAUUACAAGCAAAAUUACAGCAAGUUGUAAAACAUGGUAUAUUGAGAGCAGCUAAAACAACUGGUGCUUGGAUUGUUACAAAUGGAUUAGAUAUUGGUGUAACUCGACAUAUUGGUGAAGCAUUAAAAGAUGAAGUGCAUAUUCGUGGUUCUAAUAUUGUUGCACUUGGUAUAGCACCAUGGGGUUAUGUACAACAUCGUGAAACACUUGUUGGUUUAGACAAUACUUGUUCCUAUUAUUCACAAGGAUGGAGACCUGGCCGUCAAGAAGCCCCACUUAAUCCUGAUCAUAACUACUUUUUAUUAGCAGAUAAUGGAACAUCAGGUAAAUUUGGUGGGGAGCUGGGUCUUCGUCGACGUUUAGAACAGUAUCUCGCUCAACAACCAAUUGAUAUGCGACGUUAUGGUGGAUCCAAGUCUCGUGUUCCAAUUGUUGGUGUUCUUUUGGAAGGUGGGACACAAACAUUUCGUACUGUAUUUGAGUUAGUAACAGGUCGAAAUCCAGUGCCAAUUGUUGUUUGUGAUGGUAGCGGUCGUGCGGCAGAUCUUUUAGCAUUUAUGCAUCGUUAUGCAAACGAAGAUGGAGAUCUUAGUACACAAUUACGUGAUCAAAUGGUAGCAAAUAUAUCCAGAGCUUUUCAAAUUAGACGUUUCGAAGCUGAAGGAUUGUAUAGUGAACUGAAAUUAUGCAUGAAACGUAGACAUUUAAUUAGUGUUUUUCGUAUGGGUGAAGGAGACAGUGACGAAAUUGAUAUUACAAUAUUAACUGCUCUUUUACAAGUUUCAGGUCAAAAUCUAACACCAGCUGAACAAUUAUCACUAACUAUGGCAUGGAACAGGCCAGAUAUAGCACGUUCUAAAGUGUUUGCAAAAUUCAACAAUUGGUCUAAAACGACACUUGAAAAUGCUAUGGCUGAUGCUUUAUUAAAUGAUCGGUUGGAAUUUGUGCAGUUAUUACUUACUAAAGGAUUAAGAAUCCAACGAUUUUUAACUCGUGAACGUUUGGAAGAAUUAUAUAAUGUUGAUGUAAAUAACCAAUCUUUUCAUAAAUUAUUUGCAAAAGUUCUAGGAACGAAACAGAAAAUUACAUUGCGAUCAGUUGGACAAUUGAUUGAGAAUUUGGUCGGUGGCGGUUAUCAGCAUUCCUAUUGUAGUAAACCAUCCACAGCAGAUUUAAUGGGAUCACCUAAUCACGGUAACGGUUGGCUACCGAAUGUUAAUGUCACAUUUGCAAAUAAGCACGGUUCAACAGUUUCGGAACCAGUGGAUAGUAAAACUUCACGUUCAAGUAACAUUCUAAACAAUACAUCAGAUAAAUCGAUUCCACCUUGCACAUUAAAUCCUGGAUCAAUAUCUAACCUAAUCACUUCAAAAGAAUUAGUUACACAACACAUAACAAAUAUUAUCAAUCGACAACAUACUUCGCAACAACAUGUACCAUAUUCAACUUCAUCAAAUGAUAUUAAUCAAUCAAACCGAUACUUUCGUUAUCCCUAUACUGAAUUAUUACAAUGGACAUUGUUAACUCGACGUUUAGAUAUGGCUAAAUUCUUAGUUUUAGCUGGAGAAGAAUCCGUUGCUAAAGCCUUGUUUUCAGUGAAACUAUUACGCAGUAUUCGACAUGUUACUUUAGAUGAAGAAACCGAUAUUGAAUUGCUUAAUGAAUGCCGUUCACAUGAGCUUGCUUUGGAACGAUUGGCCGUUGAUUUACAAGAUCAUUGUUAUCGACACGAUCAAGAUCAAGCUAAACGUUUGCUCACAUAUGAAUUGCAAGCAUUUUCAAAAAACACAUGUUUAAGUUUAGCUUAUAUGUGUGAAUCCAAAGUGUUCAUUGGUCAUCCUUGUACACAGGCAAUAUUAAAUGAUUUAUGGUAUGGUGGUCUACGUAAAGGUGAUCUUGUCGGUGCUAAAGUAGCACUCAUAUUAAUUGGAUUAAUAGUACCACCAUUAUAUCCGUUAAUCGCAUUCUUUUUUACGAAAAAGAGUAAAUUUCUUGAAUUCAAAACUAAAGAAGAACUAGCUCAACAACCACAAACAUUACAAGAACAUUUGGACGAAUUAGAGGAUUCUUCAGAGUCAAGUUCCUCAUCGUCGUCAUCAUCCUCGUCGAGUUCCUCAUCGCCUUCCACUAGCAGACGAUCUUCUGUUUAUCAUCCUAACUUACCUAACGAAAAACAAUUAACUAAUGAAAAGUUUUUAUCAAAUCAUAAUGUAAGAAAAGAUAGUUUACUUGAUCAAGUACCAACAAUUAGAAUAAAUUCACCUGCACCAUCGGAUAAGUCAGAUAAACAAGUUCUUCAUUCACACAAUUCAAAUAAUGAUAUUGUAACAUCUAAAUUAUCAACUGAAAUUAAUCAACGAAACGAUCAUUUCGAAUCGAUAAAUAAUGUUCAUGAUUGGUCUCCAACUCGGAAAUAUCAUUCAGAAAGUACUGAUAAGCUUGACAAAACCGGUGUAUUAUCGAAUUUUCCAUCCUCAUCCAAUCAGCCAAUUAAUAAUCCUAUAGAUCACAAAAUUAACCAGCAGUUAAGCAAUAAACAAUACAUAUCAACUAAUCCUCAUACAAAAAAAGAACUAACAACACCGUCAACUUUCCACGAUCACACAGAUGAUGGUUUACCAUUUAAAUCUAGGAAAAAGCGUAUGGUUUCUGACAUCAUAAAUGCCAAUUUGCAAGCUGUUCCUACAGUAAAAACACUUCCAACAGAAAUGAAUUCAGCGCACAGAUAUCGUUGUGAACCGAAUUAUAAAUCAAUUUAUCCUUUGACAACUAUUAAAAAUCCUAAAUUAUCACAAUCUUCUAAUAAUUUAUCACAAACUAUUCCACAAUCAUUUAUUCAAGCACCAAAACAUAGUUAUCCAGAUCGUAAUAGUAAUGGUUUACAUCAUGAAUCUAGAAAUCAUAUACGUAAGCAACGUUAUACAUUCCAUCCAUAUUCAACAGCUUUAAAUACAUCUCAAAAUGCAGCUUUAGCCAGACAUGCAUUUCUGUUAAGAUCUAAUUUAGCUGCACUUAUUCCAUCAAAUCACUAUGCAUCAGUAGCUGCGUCCAAUGAUUUUCAGCAACGUCGUCGAUAUGAACGAAGAAGAAAUAGAGCUUACAGUAAUCCUGAUGAAAAUGAUACAAAUAAAAUUACACAAAAGAUAAUCAAUAGUAAAAAAUUAUCAACAACCAAUUGUGAUGUUGUUUAUGUAUCAUCAAUCCCAACCAUAACAACAAUAAAUCCAUCAAUAUUUACACAUAAUCAUCACAAUAAACAGAAUAAAUUGAAUUCUACAUUAAAAGAUCAUUCAUUCUCUUCAUUAAGUUAUCAUCAUCGUAAUGGACAAUGGAUACCGUGUGAUUUAUCAGUUGGAUAUGAUUUUCAAUCAACAAAUAAUCAUGGUUUACAAUUAUCAUGGCGUAAAAAAGUUUAUGAAUUUUUCAGUGCUCCUGUAACACGAUUUUAUUUACAUGUACUUUUAUACCUUGUAUUCCUUGUGUUAUUUAUUGGUCUAUGCAUUCAUACUCUACCACCGGAUACAUUUUCGUUCUUGGAACUUUAUGUUUAUUUACACAUUUUAACGUAUUGGUUAGAUAAAUUUCGUGAGGUUACACUUAAUCCAGGUGCAACGUACAUUCAAAAAUUUGUAGUUCAUUUAAGUGCAUUUUGGAACAGUUAUGAUAUGAUCAUGUGUUUGUUAUCGAUUACUGGUAUUAUUCUACGUUAUUAUGGUAUAGUUAAUCAAAGUUAUUAUAUGUGGGGUAAAAAUCUCCUAAUUAUAUGUUGUUCAUUAUGGCAAAUGCGUUUUCUUGAAUUAAUGCAAAUUUGGCGAUUUUCCGGUCCAUACAUUUAUAUGCUGGUGAAAAUGGUUCGUCUAAUGAUUCCUAUGCUUUCACUACUGUUUCUCCCACUGUUGGCAUUUGGUACAAUACGUCAAGGAAUUAUGUAUCCUAAACAUACCAAUGUAAAUCUUGAAGCUGUUAAAGGCAUUAUGCUUAAACCAUAUUUCAUGUUAUAUGGUGAAGUGUAUGCUGGUGAAAUAGAUCCUAUUGAUUGGCCCAGUGAGUCACAGUCUGCACCAUUUUUAGAAAUUGUACCAAUCGCAACAGUGAUAUAUCUGUUAUACUCCAUUAUUCUAUUUGUCAACGUUGUUAUUGCUGUAUUCAAUGAUAUAUUUGCUAGAGUACGUCAACAAUCUGAAUUAGUUUAUAAUUAUCUACGAUAUGCAGUGAUUAUUGAAUAUGAAUCUAGACCAUUGUUACCACCACCGUUUAUUAUUAUCUCUUGGAUUUAUAUGUCUAUACGUAAUAUAUACCGAAUUCGUAAAAAGCGUCGAGCAUCUAAUCAGUCUAAUACACUAAAUCCUAAUAAUCUAUCUGAUGUACAAAAGCAAACAAAUCAAAAUGGUAAUAAUAAUAAUAACAAUAAUAAUCCAAAUUCUCCAUCGAAAUAUGAUUCACGAAAUCGUCGAGAUAAUAAUGAACCUCAAGAUAUAUUGAUUGACCCAGCGACUACGGAAUUAUCGGCUGGUCUAAAACUAUUUCUAAAUCCAGAUGAAGUUGAAAAAUUGCAUGAUUUUGAAGAAGAAUGUGUGGAGGACUAUACACGUGUUACAAGAAAAGCUGAAUUACACAAAGCUGAAGGUCAAGUCGAAAUAUUAAAUAAAAAAAUUGAUCACUUACAAUUUCGAAUGGAUGAAAUCCAUGUAAGACAACGUCAUUUACGUGGUUUAGUUCAUUUAGUUGAAGAACAUCUAGUCUGUAUGGAGGAUAAUCUACAUACAACAGGAGUGAUAAGUCCAUCACCAGGAAUUAUUCAUCAUCAAUAUAAUACUAAUGAUAUGGAACAUCUGACAAUGACAACUUCAACAACAACAACAGUAAACAGUCAUGAAAUACCUUCCAAUUCCAUUGUAAAUAAUUCAAAUGAAAAAGAUAUGAUAUUCACUUCUAGUUUAUUAUGGUUACUUAAACGACAAAUAGCUCAAGAUUCAGGAACUACUUCAAAUGAGAAUAUUGAUUAUCCACAACAGUUGGCUCGUUCACUUGUAUCACAACUUGGACGGCGUUCACGCGUACCUACUGGAUCAUUUAGUUCACGUCAGCACCAAAAUCACUUAGAUUCAGCGUUUGAAAGGUCACCAACUUGUUCAGUCCGUAUGAAACAUCGUAACGGUCGUACAGAUCAUAGACAUUCGUUACCUACAUUUGAAUACCUUUCUUUCCCUCAUUCAGAAGGACAUUGUCAUGGAUCAUAUUACGAUCGAAUGCAUGAACGUGGUCGUAAUCGUUUUCCUACUAAUCGUAUCCAGCACGGAUCUUAUCGAGCACCAGAUCUAACUUAUCGUGAAUAUACAACCAUCUGUGAUGAUAUAGAUCUUUCUUGUUUAAGUUAUCCUAACAGUCCAAUUAUGAGUCCUAAUGGUUCUCGAAUAGAUCUUACAAGUGUUGGUCCUAUACGAAAUACAAAUUUACCAACAGAUACUACUUUGAUUAAAACUAAAGAAUAUUUACCGAUACCGAAAUAUCAAAAUAUUCCAUUCGUACCAAUUGAAAAUAUAACGAACAGUUCAGUUAAUCAAAUUAUUUCUUCCUGUAUGACUACUGAUUCUAAUACUGUUAUUAAUACCAUCUCGAAAGCAUCUAUAGAACCUAAAUCUGCUCCAGCUACCCCGAAAGAAGAACGUGCAUUAUUAUUUCAAUCACCGAUAAUGGAAAAUGGUACACAACGAAGUCAAUCGCUUGCAACUUUACAUACCAACACAAAGUCUAUUGAUCACCAUUCACUUAUGCCUACCAAACAAUAUACAAGUUAUGAUACAAAUUUACACUUUAUCAACCCCGAACUCUAUCCAUAUACUCAUAUUUUAACGAAUAAUAAUACUAAUCAUAAUGUAAAAACAACGAAAAAUUCCAUAGAUAUACAAAAUUUCAUUGUGGAUUUAAAAAAUUAUACACAAGAUAUGAGUAUUGCUAAUGAAAACUAUAUCAUGGAUGAUCAUCGGGAUAACAAUGAAUAUGUUGAUGGUGAUGACAAUGUUAAUAAUAUUGAUGAUGAACACAACAGACGAAAUGUUGAAGAUCAAGAUAAUAAUCUUGAUGAAGAUGAAAAUAUGGAAGAGAUGGAAGAUGAGAUUGAUGAAGAUGAUAGUGAUGAUGAUGACGGUGAUGACGAUGACAAUGAUAAUGAUCUAGAAAAUAAAGAGAGAAAAAUUCAAUUAGGUCUUCAAGAAGCUGAAAAUGCAGAACGCAUUGAACUUCAAGGUGCUAUGCUUAGACGAUUACGCAAAUUAUCUACUUCAGUACCAAGUAAACCAUGUCAUUUAUCCGGUGUUAAUAACUCUACUGCUAGCCAUCUUGAUAAACAUAAUAAUGUUAAAAUUAUUACACAUGGAUUCAACCAAAUUAACUCUCAAAAAACUUCUUGCUGGAAUACAGAAACUCUACCGGAUUCCACUGAAAAAUCACCAACUAUUGGACAUACACAUGAAGUUGGAUUGAUUAGUUCGGAAGAUAUGGGUGAUUUUUUAUCACAUGUUGCUAAUGAAGAGGAAGCGGUUGAUCCAGACUUAGAUCUAGAUUUUGACUCAAUUCCUCACGAGUCAUCAUCAUUAUCAUCAUCUGGUAUACGAUCAUAUGUUGAAUCCCCUGUAGAACAAGCGGAUACAUCGUUAAAUUUAAAUGACGACAUUGAAUUGAUCAGUCGAAAUUUACGAUCAUCAUCUGGUAUGAAUACCGUUAUUGACGAUAAUGACGAUGAUGAUGAUGAUGCAUCUUUAUCACCUCCAUUGAAUUCAUUGACUACCGAUAAUACAAUUAGUAAUAAUAAUAAUAACAAUAAUAAUAUUCAGUUAUCAUAUCCAAGUCCUAUACUUGAGGAAAAGGAAGAAGAGGAAGCGGAAGUAGAAGAAGUAUAUACCGACAAUAAUGUUGUUGAUGAUAACCAUCAUUAUGAAGUCGAGGUACCAAGAAUGACAAAAUCUCUCUAACUUAGUAUAAGUACACAGACUAACUUACAGGAUUUGUCUUUUCAAUUAUGUUGUUUUCUUUUUGAAAAGAAAAGUUUGUCAAAUUUACAUA